Messenger RNA from Drosophila montana, 295 nucleotides. RefSeq names its product serine/threonine-protein kinase Wnk-like. Bases 1 to 261 code for a protein of 86 amino acids. Lineage: Eukaryota; Metazoa; Arthropoda; Insecta; Diptera; Drosophilidae. The record is from RefSeq and is a predicted model, not a curated record. The transcript is spliced from 3 exons.
AUGACGGCUCGUUUGGAAGUCGCAGAGGAACCCGUGUCACUGGCAGCCACUCAUCCUCACCUGUUACCGAGCGAUAUUCAAUCGGACAUUAAACACAAUCUAGACUCAUUGGUUAAUCAGUUGUGCAAUACACGAUUGGGCACCAACCAACAUCAGCGACUGCUGCUGCUGCGCCAACGGCAGCUGAUUGAAGAGGACGAGCUGCGCCCUAAGCAUUAUGAGGAAUACGAAAAGUUUCAAAAGGCACUGCGCCAAUGUUGAUUUUAAACAAAUGAGAGGAAACAGCAUUGCAUAA